AUGAUUUCAUCAUCUUCACCACAAACUCCCUCAUCAUCAUCCUCGACCACACCCGAUCUCGCUGAAAGAUUUCUUGCAGCUGUUAUUCUUGGUGCUGUCGGAGAUGCCAUUGGAUACCGAAAUGGAUCAUGGGAAUUCAACACGGACGGAGAGAGUAUUCAUUACGAAUUACAGAAAUAUUAUGGAAGUUUGGGAGGUAUUGAUGUCAAAGGAUGGCGUGUGAGUGAUGACACGGUCAUGCACUUGGCCUCUCUGAGAGCUCUUGUCACUUGGAUGAAACGACAUGUUUCUGCUUCACAAAAUCCAAAAUUAAUUUAUUCGUUCGAUGAGAAGGAUCCCAACAGUUGUCAAGAAUUUAUGACCCAAUUUGUAGAUCCACUCAUGCAAGAAAUGGCCAAGGAAUAUAUCAUUUGUUGGGAUGAUAUGGGAGGAAGAGCUCCAGGACCUACUUGUGGAAAGGGUGUUCGAUUUUUAGAACAUAAAGGUGUGGAUCAAUGGCAAGCUUAUCCAUAUGAUACAAGAGGUGGAGGUUGUGGUGGUUCCAUGAGAGCCAUGAUGAUUGGUGCCUUGUAUGGACCACAAAGACGUGACAUGUUGAUUGCAGCAAGUGUUGAAUCUGGAAGAUUAACACAUAAUCAUCCUAAUGGUUUUUUGGGAUCAUUGAUUUCUGCACUUUUCACAGCCUAUGCUAUUGAAAAGACCAUUCCACCAGCUCAAUGGGGUGUCAUGUUUUUGUAUGAUAUCAUGCCAAGAACUAGAAUUUAUUUGGAAAAAGUUGCUGUCAGAGAUUGGAAAGAGAUGGAAAAUGAAAUUACCAAAUUCGAAGUGAAAUUUGCACAAUAUUUGAAAGAACGUUCCUUGUAUUUGGAUGAACAAGUAGUCAAGUUAGCCCUCUCUGCUCAACAAAAAUCACCAGACAGUCUUUCCAAUGAAGAAAAACAUGCAUUGCAACAAGUCGAAAAUUUGCAACCUCAAUUCCCAAAACAAUAUGGAAUUCAAGAACGUGACGACUUUUAUCGAAAAUGGUCAUUCAGUGGAUGGGCUGGAGCUUCUGGAGAUGACUCUUGUAUUAUCGCGUAUGAUUCUAUUUUGUGUGCUGGACCUAAUAAUUAUGAAGUCAUGAUGCUUCACUCUGCCCUUCAUGCUGGUGAUUCAGAUUCCACAGGAACUAUUGCAGCUGCAUGGUAUGGAGGCAUGUAUGGAUUCAAUAAUGUAUUCAAGAAGAAUUGGGACAAUAUUGAAAAGAAGCAAGAAAUGACUGAACUUGCUGCAUCCUUGUAUGAGCUCUAUAAGCUUUAA
Naegleria lovaniensis is the source of this 1299-nucleotide messenger RNA. RefSeq lists its product as uncharacterized. The coding region runs from base 1 to 1299 and encodes 432 amino acids. The record is from RefSeq and is a predicted model, not a curated record. The transcript is spliced from 2 exons. Lineage: Eukaryota; Heterolobosea; Eutetramitea; Acrasida; Naegleriidae.